Ceratina calcarata is the source of this 608-nucleotide messenger RNA. RefSeq names its product tRNA dimethylallyltransferase-like. Gene Ontology annotation, cellular component: mitochondrion. The transcript is spliced from 3 exons. Gene Ontology annotation, biological process: tRNA modification. Lineage: Eukaryota; Metazoa; Arthropoda; Insecta; Hymenoptera; Apidae. Gene Ontology annotation, molecular function: tRNA dimethylallyltransferase activity. The coding region runs from base 90 to 608 and encodes 172 amino acids. The record is from RefSeq and is a predicted model, not a curated record.
GUCUGUGCGAACGGAACGCUGAGAGCACGAGGACCGGAGUAGCACAUGCGCAGUUUCAACCAGCUACGAGUGCUUGUGGUGUGUUCGAUAUGUCGCGUGUGCCAGUUUUAGCAAUUUUGGGUUCCACGGGAUCUGGAAAAUCGCGUUUGGGCAUCGAAUUGGCUCGCCGAUUUUCCGGGGAAAUCAUCUCGGCGGAUAGCAUGCAAGUGUACAAAGGACUGGACAUUAUCACAGCGAAAGUAACGAAAGAAGAGAAAGCAAUGGUGCCGCACCACAUGCUGGACGUCGUAGAUCCUCUGAAUCCUAGCUUCACGGUGGUGCAAUUCAGGGACAUGGCCAUACCCAUAAUCGACGAUCUGCUCGCGAGGAGGAAGAUGCCGAUCAUCGUCGGCGGCACCAAUUAUUACAUCGAGUCGGUACUCUGGAAAAUUCUUAUCGACAAGAAUGAAGACGAGGACGACCCGGUUGCUCGCUCGAAGAGGAUGAAGGUGGAAAUGGAUCGGUUCACCACGACCAGUAACGAGGAAUUGUUCAAGCAGUUGACGGAAGUCGAUCCGGAAAUGGCCAGGAGAGUCCAUCCGAACAACAGGAGGAAGAUUAUCCGGUGA